Molecule: messenger RNA, 660 nt
Organism: Candidula unifasciata
Lineage: Eukaryota; Metazoa; Mollusca; Gastropoda; Stylommatophora; Geomitridae
Source: the annotation of a GenBank genome assembly
AUGAGUGCCAUCGUGGUUGUUCUGCUUGUGUCUUCUCUGAUGGGUCUGUGUUCUGCAUGCUGCACACCCGCCCAGUGGGAAGGGCAGUUGUCUGCUAUUGCAGGACGCGCAGAAGGAGCCCGCCAUGAAGUCAUUCUGGAGUUUGGUGAGGUGAGCUAUGACGCCACCAACAAUCGCUCUGUAAUCGUGUUGAGUUUCAAAGGUGGGAAAAUUGAUGACACGAUGAAGAUCCUCACCAGAUAUGACAACAGUUCUAGCGGUAAACAGUACGUACUGGACUUUAAGACAGGCAAGUGUAACAUACUUGAGUUGAGGACUCCAUUCCGUAGACUCUGUAUUCCAGCUGAAGCUAAACGAAUUGGCAACUUCACUCUGGGACUAUCGCCUGCUCUUAAAGGAACCGCCUUUGCAGCCGGUGGAAAGGAUGUUAACGUGUUUGUAACUGUGCAGGAGUUAGAUAAUGAUACCUGUGUCCCAGUGUCGGAGUCCCUUUAUGGAAGAUUUGGGAAAGCUGACGUCGUGGAGACAAUUGCUUUCAUCAACAUCACCCCUGGAAUCAAGAAUGAGACCGUUUUUGAUGUCCCAGCGCAAUGCAAGAAGGCGGAUGAAUCUACGUUUCCUUACUUGCGCAGCCGUGACCAUUACAUCAUGGCUAUUUAA